CUAAUUACCUAAUUAUCACACGUUAAUGAGGGGGACUGCAGCCCCUCCCUGACCCAGUCCCUUCCUGCUCUGGGCGUCUUUUUGCUCACAGAGCCGUGUUUUAUUUAUCGGCUUUAGUGUGGUUUCCAGCGAGACAGAGUCUCUAUCAAAUGAAUCGUUCCACCUGGACCUCAAUUUGCUCUCCAGAUGGCUCGGCCCUCUUAAGCUGCCCUGGUGUGAUAUAUUUUUCUCUGAGCUGCGAUGGGUUUUCCCUGGUUCCUGGCUCCUCCCUGGCUGGCUGUUAUUGACAGCUGCAUGGCUAAUGCCCCGUAGCUCUCUGGCAUGUCAUUCAGGAGAAACAAAAGCAGAUUUCUCCCCCACCUCUCCGGCAAUGAGGAUAAAGGGGUUGCUUUUGUGCUUCCCCAAGCGCUGCCGCAGAAGGGCUGAGCGUGCUUUGCGGAGGGGACCUGUCUCCGUGCAGAGUCCCGACGUGGAUGGGAGCUCUCCCAGAGGGAAGUUGAGUCUUUUCUAGGUCCCACCUGGAGGACACAACCUGUGGGCCAGGAUGCAUCGAAUGAUGAAAGAAGAAUCAAGUUUCAGGACAAGCAGCCUGGAAAAUGCAACGCGGGACCCGAGCAAAGAAAAGCUGCACAUGAAGCUCUGCAGCGGGUCCUGCCACGCUGAGCAAAUUCUCCAGACGCUGAACUCCUACCGGCAGAGCGGUAUCUUCACAGACGUGGUGCUAUUAAUUGAUGGACAAGAAUUUCCCUGUCACCGUGCCACUUUGUCAGCCAACAGCACCUAUUUCCAGGCCAUGUUUGGUGGCAAUCUCAAGGAAGGCCACCAGGAUAUCAUUAAUAUUCAAAAGAUUUCCGCUUCCACGAUGUCUCUUCUUCUUGAUUAUAUGUAUGGGGGGAACAUCAUAAUUCAGGAGGACAACGUUGAAAGCAUCUUGGAACUGUCUGACUUGCUGCAGAUCUCCAAGCUCAGAGAUGCUUGUGUCACCUUCCUUGAAGGCCAGCUUCACCCAUGCAACUGUUUGGGCAUCAUGAAGUUUGCUGAUUCAUUCUCCAUUGCAUCUCUGACAGAAAAGAGCAAGAGGUUCAUGCUGGAGUGUUUUGUGGAGGUGUCAUCUCAUGAAGAGUUCUUGGAGAUGGGUGUGAAGGAGCUGGUUGAAUAUCUAUCUGAUGAGCAGCUGGUGGUCCCCAAGGAGGAAGUGGUCUUUGAAGCAGUCAUGCGCUGGGUACGGCAUGACAUACCAGCCAGGAAGGGAGCCUUGAAGGACCUCCUUGAGCAUGUGCGUCUGCCCCUGCUUGACCCCACCUACUUCCUGGAGAAGGUGGAAAUGGAUGGACUCAUCCAGGACUCGAAGGAGUGCAUUCCUCUGCUGCACGAGGCCCGCAAGUACUACAUCCUUGGGAAUGAGGUCAGCUCUUUGCGAUCAAGGCCCAGAAGGUUCAUGGAGCUGGCGGAAGUCAUCAUCGUCAUUGGGGGCUGUGAUAAGAAAGGCCUUCUGAAGCUGCCCUUCACGGACCUCUACCACCCAAAGAGCAGGCAGUGGACAGCCCUCUCCAGCGUGCCCGGCUACACCAAGUCAGAGUUUGCUGCCUGCACGCUGAAGAACGAUGUGUACAUAUCAGGAGGACACAUCAGCAGCAACGAUGUUUGGGUGUUGAACUCCCAGCUGAACGUCUGGAUCAAAGUUGCUUGUCUGCAGAAAGGCCGAUGGAGGCACAAAAUGGCAACACUUCAGGGUAAGAUCUACGCUGUGGGAGGCUUUGAUGGUUUUUACCGCCUCUCUAGCGUGGAGUGCUAUGACACAUUCUCCAACAGCUGGUCAACCUUGGCCCCGCUGCCUCAAGCUGUGAGCUCGGCUGCUGUGGUCUCCUGCCUGAACAAGCUCUACGUGCUGGGUGGUGCUGUGGAUGACGCUGCUAACACUGACAAGGUCCAGUGCUACAAUCCAGAGGACAACAAGUGGACGCUCUUGUCUCCGACCCCUUUUUACCAGAGGUGCAUCAGUGCUGUCUGCUUGGACAACAUCAUUUAUGUUGUAGGUGGACUCCUCAGUAAAAUCUUCAGCUACGAUCCAAGGAAAGACAGCUGGCAAGAAGUGGCCACCCUCCCUGGGCCUCUGGAGAGCUGUGGCCUGACGGUGUGUGGAGGGAAGAUUUACAUCCUGGGUGGCCGAGAUGAGAAUGGGGAAGGCACGGACAAAGCCUUCACUUUCGACCCGGUGACGGGGACUGUGGAGCAGCAGCCGCCACUGCAGCGCUGCACCAGUUAUCACGGCUGUGUGACCAUCCUGCAGCGCAUGAACAGAUGACCACGGGGCUCCAACGGCAUCCACUUCCAGAGCCUCCCCUUGAGACAGUGGCCACCCAGCGUGUGGAUGGACAUCUCACCUUUGUGCAGGGAAGGGCAAUAUACGCCACUGAUGAAGACAUGCUCCAGCCAGCCCCUGGGCAGCCUCUGCUUUGUUUUCUCCUGGCCUGAUGAUGCCAAUGGCUUUGAUGCUGAUCUAGGCUAGAGGAUGAAAGGGUGCUGGGCUGUGUGAAGCUGCAUCACAGAUAUUGCCACAGUAGGAUUCAAGUAUCCUUGCAGCCCUUGCAAACUCUAAAUUUGACCUUUACUUAGGUUUUCCUGGCUGUAGAUUACGGUUUUCUGUUAUGUUGGCAACAGAGGCUCAUUGUCCUGCAAGGACAUGUAUGUGCUGCUGUCUGAUGCCCAAGACUGUUGCAGUAACAACGAUGGUUACAGGAUCCAAUUCUUUAGCUAAAGCUAUCUGAUAUUUCUGAAUUUAGCUGUGUAGAACCCUGUGGCGAACCACGGUGGUGACAUAAAUGGUCAUUAAUGUCCAUGAACAGUUAGUCCCGUUACAGUGGAGAGCUGAGAUUGAGACUUCAAAGAUGAUAGCCCAAGAAAAUUUCUCCACUAAAUCCCCAAAAGCCGGGUUAAAUAGUCCAAGCUCAGACUCCAUUCUUCACGUGCUAUAUGGGGGUCUAUUCCCCUAAAGCACAGAGUGCUUUCUCUUUUCAUACAUGUUUUGUGGUUGGACUGCUGUCUCACUGUGUCCUGGUCCUUGAGAGGACAAGUGGAUCAUGUAGCCAAGAGUUGCUCUUUGGAGAGCAGAGGUAGGGGAAUAUUAAUGUAUAGGAAUCAGGCAUGAGGACAUGAAGCAUGGUUGGUAGCUAGAGAAUCACAUCUGGCUCGUUUUGGCUCUGGAGAAUGCUAGCAAGCAUUAACAUAAACUCUAUAUUUAACAGAUUCAAUACAGAGUCCCUGGGAGCCUGAACGUGCAGCUCAUUUGGAGGGAGAGUGUUCGAUUACACAGACUGUGUUGCUCCAAGCCAGUUGGUCUCAGGUCUAGAAAUGGUCCUGAGCACAUUUGAUUUGGUAGAAUAGCCAUAGCUUUUUGGCAUCAGUGUCUUUUUAGUCCAUUCCUGGAACUGGUAAUUUCUGAUGGGUCCGUUUAAAUGUUCCUGUUGCUCAAUUAGGGACUUAGUUACUGCCCAAUGUAGAGUGGGGUCUCUUAAAAACUCCCGUUACUUAUAUAUUGCAGGGUGCACCCCUCUACAGCAGCUGCUGGCUGGCUGCUGUUUCCUCUGCACCUUCCUUUCCUUGCCCCAAUGAUGACUUCUUCCUGAAGCAGAGGACACAACUAUGUCCACUGGCCCGGAUAUUCCCAUUUUCAGGGCCUUUUAAUUAUCUUAAAUCUCCUGGGUUUGCCUACUUCCCCCCACAUAGCUGGUUUUUAUGCCGUCCUCUUUAGUACUUCUGUUUUCUGUGAACUCUGAGAAGUUUACUUCUUCUUUGUGGUGAUGUCAGGCUUCCCUGUAAAACUUGGCAAAAAGAGGUCCCUGCCGAAGAACCAAAACUUGCUGUUACUGGGCACACUAAUCUCCUCUUCUCUUGAGGAAAUAUGUGCUCUUCCAUUGCCCAAGCGACGAGCAAGGUGUUUCAUUGCAUGAAACGUACCUGGUGCUCCUCAUAGUCACAUCUGGCAAGUCUCAUGGCUAUCCGGCUAUCAUAGCCAUUUUGCUGAUCAAGGUGCACUAUUUGGACGUUCUCAGACCCAAAUUCUCCUUAAGGCCUGGGCAUGUGGGUUAGACAUGUUAACCAGAUCAUAAGUAGCACAAUGUGUCCUUUCAAGCAAUAUAAAGGGGGUGGUGUAGGUUAUGCCCAUGAGGAGAGAAAAGGAAAUUCAUGUUGGUAAAAAGGAAUUGUAUUUGCAAUCAAAUUGCAUCCACAGUUGGGUCUUUAAUGGGGGUGGAGAUUUCAGGGGAAACUGGCACCUUUCCUUCAGUUAGUUAAGUUGGCACAAAAGAAAGUGUGAGCCCAUCAACCCAUGCUGUGAUGGCCUUCAGGGACAGAGAGACCUUUAUCCUCCUACGUCCUGAUUUUCUGAAGACCUCAAAUCUCCUCCCCAAUUUUGCCUCUCUUACUGAUACCCUGUGCCUUAAGCAAUUCACUGCUUUGGUAUGGGCGCCCCUUCCAAGUGUGUGGCUUGGGACCCAGUGUCUCCACCUCGCCUCAUGAUUCAGAUGGCCAAGGAGGAUUUUAAUUCUCCCCAGACUGUCCCGUUAGUUAUGUCCCUCCUCUUGGCCUGCACUUUGGAAAACACUGCUGAUGUUUCAAGAGAAUGAGUGCACCCAGAGCUUGACAGGGUGUGCAUUGAGCAAAGUCUGCUCGGCUGAGAGUGGUGAGCGGCAUGAGGAAUCAGGCCUUUCAAAAGGGAUGGUCCUCAUGCCAGAUUUCUUCUAUGCCUAAUGUAUAUAGAAUAGGGCUGUGAACACAGGCAUAUCUUGCUUGGUGGCUUGCAGAUCUUUGUGCUCUUGUUCUUCAAAAGAGCAUAGUAAUGUAUUUGGACAUAGCAAUACCCUUGAUAGGAAAAAGGAAAUUUUCCAGUUGCACUUACAACUUCUCUUUCCUGCUUUUCCUAAUGACUUUUGGGAGUUUCUUGCUGUACUUCCCACCUUAUUCCUGUAGAAAUAAGCACACUCGAAAGGGUGGAAGGUGUUCCCAUCGGCUUUCCCACGUGCUUUUGACAUGUGUGGUGUGUUGCAAUAGCUGUGACAUGGUGGUGGAGGUUGUGGCGUAGGUGCUAAAAUGUUUGCCUCGUUCUUGGUCCUGAUAUUCAUUGUACCACUGAAAUAUGUUUGUAUUUUGUAAGGGCUGUGGGCGUACAGGGGGAUUGUUAAGGAAGGAAUUUAACUUGGGUUUUUUUAGAAAUCAAUAUUCGCCUAGACUCCUAACCGCUUUUGCUGCGGUUUAACCGCAUUCGUGCAUACUGCUUCAUGGCAUUCCAAAAAAGAUGUUUUUUAAUGGAGCAUCAGAGGAGCUUUGGGAGCAUCAUCCUUGAGGUGUCCCAGCCUUUAUCUGGGAUACCUGAAUUCUCCAUCUAAGCAAUUAGGAAAUCCAAGGUGUUGUUUUUUGUCUGCAGGGAAUAAUACCUUUAACUAUUACAUGGGGUCGUGGCCAGGUUAGCAUGGAGAAGGUGCCUGGAUCAUUCAAACUCAGCUGAAGGGUGAGGGAACUUUUACUCCUCUUUUAGCAUGGUGGAAAGAAUAUUUCUAGGGAAAAUGAAAAAUUAUUUGUCUUGUCUGAUUCUUGCUCUUCCUUGGUGUGGCAGAAGAAUACAAAGCAUGAAACUAUCUGCCACUACACGCUCCUUCAGUUUCUGAGAAGACCUUUCUCGGACCACAGGUAAAGCACCUCCUUGCUGUGUUUGCAGUAAUACACAGACUUGCUGUGGGAGCUCUGUAUAGCUAAAGAUGUAGAAGAAAGUAGUGAUCAUCUGCAAAGCAUGUGAGGUAGUUUCAGCUUUAUGUAUUUAAGUUUUUAAAGACAAAAUAAAUGACUUUU
Molecule: messenger RNA, 5844 nt
Organism: Chroicocephalus ridibundus (black-headed gull)
Lineage: Eukaryota; Metazoa; Chordata; Aves; Charadriiformes; Laridae
Gene: KLHL35
Product: kelch like family member 35
Exons: 7
Coding region: 545-2305 (586 amino acids)
Molecular function (GO): protein binding
Source: RefSeq, a predicted model, not a curated record